CAACUACCACACCUUUCCCUUUCCCUUUUCUUUUCUCUUCUCUUCUUUUCCUCAUUCCCCAAUCUUCUGUUUUUGUGUCUUCUCAUCAUCACAAUGGCAGCAUCCAUAAAGCUCACCGCCCCCAAUGGCACAACCUGGGACCAACCCACGGGCCUCUUCAUCAACAACGAAUUCGUAGCUGCCCAGAGCGGCGAGACAAUCACCUCCAUUGACCCUGCUACCGAGGAAAACAUCACUACCGUUCAGGCCGCUGGUGCCGCCGAUAUCGAUGCUGCUGUCAACGCCGCCGCAGCAGCUCUGAAGCACGCCUCAUGGAAGCGCAUCUCGGCCUCCGAGCGCGGCCGCAUGAUGGCCAAGCUUGCCGAUCUUAUGGACGAGAAGAAGGAACUCUUUGCUACCAUUGACGCCUGGGACAAUGGCAAAACAUACCACGAAGCCCUCGAGGUCGAUCUCGUCGAAGCCGUCUCCGUCAUCCGCUACUACGCCGGCUGGGCCGACAAGACAUACGGCCAGACCAUCAGCACUAUCCCCGAAAAGUUUGCAUACACGCUCCGUCAGCCCAUUGGCGUCGUCGGCCAAAUCAUUCCCUGGAACUACCCGCUCUCCAUGGCCACCUGGAAGCUCGGCCCAGCUCUCGCCUGCGGAAACACGGUUGUCCUCAAGCCCGCGGAGCAGACACCGCUCAGCAUCCUCGUCUUUGCUGAGCUCAUUCGCGAAGCUGGCUUCCCUCCAGGUGUAGUCAACAUUGUCAAUGGCUACGGCAAGACGGCCGGCUCGGCCCUCGUCGGACACCCCAAGGUGGACAAGGUUGCCUUUACCGGCUCCACGGCCACAGCUACACAGAUCAUGGCCAUGGCUGCCAAGACGCUCAAGAACAUCACGCUCGAGACGGGAGGCAAGUCGCCUCUUCUCGUCUUUUCAGACGCCGAUAUGGAGCAGGCCGUCAAGUGGUCGCACAUGGGCAUCAUGUCCAACCAGGGCCAAAUCUGCACGGCCACGUCCCGCAUCCUGGUCGAGGACAAGAUCUACGACGAGUUUGUCACAAACUUCCUCUCGACCCUCAAGGAAGUGAGUAUUGUUGGAAACCAGUGGGACUCCAAGACCUACCAGGGUCCUCAGGUAUCCAAGGCCCAGUAUGAUCGCGUCUUGGAAUACAUUGAGGUCGGCAAGCAAGAAGGCGCUACAGUAUCGGCUGGUGGCCAGGCAGCCAAGGCCUCAGAGACCGGAAAGGGAUUCUUUGUCGAGCCUACCGUUUUCACCAAUGUCACUCCUGAAAUGCGUAUCUAUAAGGAGGAAAUCUUUGGCCCCGUGGUCGUCAUUGUCAAGUUCUCUACAGAGGACGAGGCGCUCGCCAUGGCCAAUGGAACAACAUAUGGCCUUGGCUCGGCCGUCUUCACCAAGGAUCUAGAGCGUGCUCACCGCGUUGCUAGCGAGAUCGAGGCCGGCAUGGUCUGGGUCAACAGCAGUCAAGACUGCGACCCUCGUGUGCCUUUUGGAGGUGUUAAGCAGAGCGGUAUCGGCCGAGAACUUGGUGAGGCUGGCUUAGAUGCAUACUCGCAAGUUAAAGCUGUCCACGUCAACAUGGGAACACGCCUGUAAAAUGAAUGAUACGAAUUUAGCAUAAACAUAAAAAUGUAUUUCAAUU
Messenger RNA from [Torrubiella] hemipterigena, 1645 nucleotides. Lineage: Eukaryota; Fungi; Ascomycota; Sordariomycetes; Hypocreales; Clavicipitaceae. The record is from the annotation of a GenBank genome assembly.